GCCGGGAGGGAGGAAGAUGGCUGGCAAGAAGAACGUUCUUUCGUCGCUGGCGGUUUACGCGGAAGAUUCGGAGCCCGAGUCGGAUAGCGAGGCUGGAGUGGAAGCGUCCGGGAGCGCGACAGCAGCGGAGGAAAAAGGUGGCUUAGUGUCAGAAGCCUAUGGAGAUGAUGAUUUUUCUCGACUUGAGGGAGAUGAAGAUGGUUAUGAGGAAGAGGAUGAAGAAAACAGCAGACAAUCAGAAGAUGACGAUUCAGAGACUGAAAAACCUGAGGCUGAUGAUCUAAAGGAGUUUUCAGAACUGGAAAAGAGAGAUCCCCAGGAGUUGGUUGCCUCCUUCUCUGAGAGAGUCAGGAACAUGUCCCCGGAUGAGAUUACAAUCCCCCCAGAACCACCUGGCAGAUGCUCAAAUCACCUCCAGGACAAAAUACAGAAACUGUAUGAGCGGAAGAUAAAGGAAGGGAUGGAUAUGAACUACAUUAUACAGAGGAAGAAGGAAUUUCGGAAUCCUAGCAUCUAUGAGAAGCUUAUCCAGUUUUGCUCAAUUGAUGAGCUUGGCACCAAUUAUCCCAAGGAUAUGUUUGACCCCCAUGGAUGGUCGGAAGACUCCUACUACGAGGCACUAGCCAAAGCUCAGAAGAUUGAAAUGGACAAAUUGGAAAAAGCUAAAAAGGAAAGAACAAAAAUUGAAUUCGUGACAGGUACCAAGAAGGGCACCACAACCAAUGCAGCUGCCACCACGACCACCACAGCCAGCACCGCAGCUACAGAUGCUCAGAAGAGAAAGAGUAAGUGGGAUUCUGCUAUCCCUGUGACGACGAUAGCCCAGCCCACCAUCCUCACCACCACAGCCACCCUGCCAGCCGUCGUCACAGUGACAACUAGUGCAAGUGGCUCCAAGACUACGGUCAUCUCAGCUGUGGGCACCAUUGUGAAGAAAGCCAAACAGUGACAAGACCUGGUAUAGGGUUGGACAUACCUAUUGUGGGACAGGAAACGCUACCCCAGGACCUUGCCAAGACCAUGACCUCAAGACAUGGAAUGUCCCCUUGGACAUGGCACCCCAUGCACUCACUGGACUAAGGCUUUCCAAAGAGCUUCUCGUUAGCCAAGGAUGAGUUUCUGUCUUGCCAUCCCUGACAAAACAUUCUCUUUCUAGGCCUCCUGAGAGAAUCUGUUGCCCAGUCAUCCAGAAGGACCCUUGUUGCUGAUCAGGGCAGUAGAGACUGCUUGUAGCCAUGUUGAUUUGGCAUCCAUUGCUCUAUUAAAAGUGCUAUAUCAAUAUA
Messenger RNA from Gracilinanus agilis (Agile Gracile Mouse Opossum), 1283 nucleotides. RefSeq names its product SAP30 binding protein (gene SAP30BP). Gene Ontology annotation, biological process: regulation of DNA-templated transcription. The transcript is spliced from 11 exons. NCBI's taxonomy places the organism in Eukaryota, Metazoa, Chordata, Mammalia, Didelphimorphia, Didelphidae. The record is from RefSeq and is a predicted model, not a curated record. Gene Ontology annotation, cellular component: nucleus. The coding region runs from base 17 to 949 and encodes 310 amino acids.